AUGAAUAUCAAGUCAAAGUACGGGAAGGUGAUAAAGGCGCUGUCGAUUCGUCAGUCGGACCUGUGGCUCGUGCCGAGGCUGAUGACACCUCUUGAGAACAGCUUCCAGACGGAGGCCAUAGAUGACGAGGAGGUUUGUAUUGUGCCCAAGGAAGCCAACUUCCAGCUCCCCAAUGUUUUUCUGAGGACAGGGCAAAAUCCUGAGUAUCAAAAGCUGGUUGAUGGCGGCAUGCCCAGCAGCGAUUGGGAUGAUGUUAUUGAAGAGACGAUAGAAAUGCUUGAGGAGAUAGAUCUUUCCAUCGGGAGUGGCGGUGUUAUGACUAGAAAGUGUCCUGUUGACCAGGGUAUCCUAAACAGGUUGGUGUUUGAAAGAUAUGGAUACUCUUAG
Encephalitozoon cuniculi GB-M1 is the source of this 387-nucleotide messenger RNA. RefSeq lists its product as uncharacterized. NCBI's taxonomy places the organism in Eukaryota, Fungi, Microsporidia, Unikaryonidae. The transcript has a single exon. The record is from RefSeq and is marked provisional. Bases 1 to 387 code for a protein of 128 amino acids.